AGCUGGUCUCAUUUUACUAUUAAAUUAAGGCCUUAGACACAUUAUUCUAUGUUUGGUUAUUAUUUCAAUUAAUUAGUUAUUAUUUAGUUACGAUUUAUUAUUUUGCUCUCACUGAUGUAAUUGGUAAAGCAAUAGACAUGAAUAAAAUCUUGAAAUCCUCCAAUUGAUUUUAACACAGGCAGCCACGCUGAAUCGAGUGGACAGAAUCAUUUUCAGCAAGCGGGACUCAGGCUUUAUCACUGGAUCAUGGAUUGACCUUGCCUGAAAGCUUUACCAAAACUAUAUAUUAAGUAGGGUUUCAUUCCUGAAAACUUCUCUCAAAACCCUAACUCUAUUUUGUGUUUUUCUAACUUUCUUGGAGGCGCCUCUGCAGAUCUUUCUCUGCUUUUGCCUGCUAUCAAAAACCUUUUAUUCUAACGGAAGAUGCCACAUAGAACACGGCCCUUGACAGCACUAUUGGUGUUUACCGGACUCAAUGUUUUCAUGGUGUCAACUAUUACUCCAGUGUAUGAUUUUGUUUGCUUUCUACCUUACUGGGAAAGAAGGAGAGAGCGUCUCCGGCAGGAACGUGAAGCUGCUUUAACAAAGGGUUCUACAUAAACAAGGAUCUACCUUGUCAGAAUUCUAUAGCGAUGGGUUCUAAUUCAACGCUUAAACCUAUAAUGGUGUUGCCAGUCCUUUUUUCUUGAGCAUUCAGAGAAUAGAAGAAGCUAAGGAUCCUCGUUAUGUGUCUGAAUCCUUUUCUCCAUAGAGCAUGAAAUUUUUUAUGAUUAUAGAAUUCUUGCUCAAACACUGCGACAGAUUCUUGGGCAUUAGAAAACCAUUUUUUUGCCUUGUAAAAUUACCAGCUUUACGAGGGCUAUAGUAUAGUUCAGAAAAUACCUUUUGGAGUAUACAAAUUGGUGAUCCAGGAACUGCAUUGCAGCUGGGAAUUAAGUUCUGUGAGGAAGGUUCACAUUGCAUAAUGCUCUUAUAAGGUGAAGGGUUUCGUAAUGGUUCGGGUGGAGGGGUAAGAAAUCUGCAAAUACUAGGAAGAUCACAUUUCAAAACUAUGUUUGAGACUCGUGCCAAUGUGGAAUAGAAAGAGUAUCCAAAACAAAUAGGAGCAUUGGAUAGAAUGAGAAUAGAGCUAGUACAGGACUGAUGUGCACAUGCACAAAAUAACAAUCAAUAUAAUAGUACUGGUGUUUUGCUAAAUGAACUGAAGUGUUUUUGAAAAUAAUUUUCAAGAAUAUAAACUAAAUGACUUUAGGGUUUCUUUUA
Molecule: messenger RNA, 1263 nt
Organism: Ricinus communis (castor bean)
Lineage: Eukaryota; Viridiplantae; Streptophyta; Magnoliopsida; Malpighiales; Euphorbiaceae
Exons: 3
Coding region: 424-600 (58 amino acids)
Source: RefSeq, a predicted model, not a curated record